CUUUGAAAUUUUUGUUUGAAUACCGUGGAGUUCGAUGGAUUCAUUCAAAAUCUGAAAACCCUUGAAUUUGUAAACUCUUUUAGAAUCUUUUCUGCUACCUUGAUAAACAAUUCAGUAAGUAAGGUUUUGGUUUUAAAUCUUUGAAGCCUGGAUUGCUUUUUCAAGGUAGUAGUUUUUUCUUUAUAGGCCUUGACUCAGACAGGGAACCCCAUUUCAGUCUUCUAAUUCUUCCGUGUCUAUAUUUGUAGCUCAAUUGGUUAAGAACAAUCACCUGCACCUCCCACGUUCGGUUCUCACUUCCCCCAGUACCAUUGUAUAUAUAUCAUCUGUAGAUUUAUCAACAAACUUAUUCUGAACUUUUUACUUUUCUAGGUGGAGAAGAUUCCUGAAUCAUUCAAUUCAGUUCGGCAUUAUUUUGGGUCCUAUUCAUUUCCUUUAUUAGAGGAAACUCGUGCACAAGUGCAGUCGAGUAUGGAAACUAUUGACAGAGCACCAUUUGCUGUAGCAGUUGCUUUUAAAGAAUCCAAGUCCAAGUUAGAUGAAACAUGGAUAUAUAAUAUCAAGGUUGAUGAGUGGCGAAACAGGUUCAGCGAACGUGGAAAGGAACCAUACAAAACUUUGCCUGGGGAUCUUUUUGUCUUAGCUGAUGCGAAACCCGAAACUGUUUCUGAUUUACAAAGGGUAGGGAGGUCAUGGACUUUUGUAUCGGUCACUAACAUCACGGAAAAUAAAAUCUCAGAAAAUAAGAGAGAAGAUGAAUUUAAUGAUGAGAUAAUAGAGACUGAAAUAAAAGAGUUUGAAGUCAAGGCAUCAAAAAGGUUUAAAGUCACAGAUAACAAGAGCACUCCGGCAUCACAAUUUGUUGUUUUCCUUGUGAAUUUGAUCACAAAUGGCAGAAUAUGGAAAGCAUUGCACAUGUUCGGAAAUCUGAAGAUAAUCAAAGAGGUUCUGUGCACUGAUUCUGUGGCUCAGAAAAACUAUCCUCCCUCGUAUGAAGUGAAUGCUGACAUUAGGGAUAAAUUGUUAGUUGAGAAUUCAUGUUCUGGAUUGAAUGAGUCACAAACUGGGGCAGUUUUGGCCUGUCUUGAAAUGCUGUUUUGUGAUUCCAAGUCUACAUUGCAACUCAUUUGGGGUCCACCUGGGACUGGGAAAACUAAAUCAACUGCUACUCUGCUAUUGACCCUGUUAAGGAUGAAUUGUAGGACUCUUGUUUGUGCCCCAACAAAUGUUGCAGUAACUGAAGUAGCUUCUCAUCUUGUAGAGAUGGUGACUGAAGCAGAGUCCAAUGCUUUGUUUUGUCCUCUGGGAAAAAUUCUUUUAUUUGGGAAUAAAGAGGGACUCAAAGUUGGUUCUGAUAUUGAAGAUAUAUUUUUGGAUCACCGUAUUGAAAGUCUUUUUGAGUGCCUGGGGCCGGUGACAGGUUGGAGUAGUUGCUCGUCUUCCAUGAUUGGACUUCUUGAGGAUUGUGUUUCACAUUACCAUAUUUUCUUGGAAAAUGAGUUAGCCAAAGAGGAAGAACAAAAUGGUGAGGGUGAAAUGAUAGAGAAAGGAUGCGGAAGUGGGACCGAAGUUAGCAAGGGGAAAUGCAAAUCGUUUCUUGAAUUUUUCAGAGAGAGAUUUGUUUCUACUGCAUUACCCUUAAAAUGUUUUAUUUCUACCUUCUGUACCCAUAUAAGCCAAGAUUACAUUUCGGCACAAAAUUUCCAAGACAUGAUUUCGCUUUUAAGGUUAGUUGAUUCCAUUGAAAUACAAUUGUUGCAAGGUAAUGUUGAUUCGGAAGCAUUGGAAGAACUUUUCUCUUGUUCAGAAGUUGAAGAUGUGCCUGAGCCAGUAGACAACACAUUUUAUCUGUACAUGAAGAGAAGAGAGUGCCUUUCAGUAUUACUUACUCUUCAGGAUUCAAUUAGAAGACUUUACCUUCCAGAUGUUACGGACAAAAAAUCUGUAAUGAAGUUUUGUUUUCAAAGAGCUUCCUUAAUAUUUUGCACUGCAUCCAGUUCGUUUAAGCUGCAUAGAGUGAAAAUGGAGCCACUGACUAUUGUUUUUAUCGAUGAGGCUGCACAAUUGAAAGAGUGUGAGUCAGCGAUACCCCUGCAACUUCCAGGUGUGAAGCAUGCCGUUCUUGUUGGUGAUGAAUGUCAGUUACCAGCUAUGGUGAAAAGCAAUGUGUCCUAUGAAGCUGGUUUUGGAAGAAGCUUGUUUGAGAGGUUGAGCUCGAUGGGUCACUCUAAACAUCUUCUAAACAUGCAAUACAGAAUGCAUCCGUCAAUAAGUUCCUUCCCAAAUUCAAGUAUCUACUAUAACCAGAUCCUGGACGCUCCGAAUGUUAAAAGAAGAAGCCAUGAGAAACACUAUCUUCCAGGGUCAAUGUUCGGUCCUUAUUCUUUUAUUAAUGUAAUUGAUGGAAGAGAGGAGAAGGACGAGGAUGGACAUAGUCUAAAGAAUAUGGUAGAGGUUGCAAUUGUUUUGAAAAUACUGCAGAAUUUGCACAAAAAAUGGGUUGUUUCAAAAGAGAAGCUUAGUAUCGGUGUAAUAUCUCCUUAUGCAGCUCAAGUAGCUGCACUUCAGGACAAACUUGGACAGAAGUACAAUAAGCUAGAUGGCUUUAAAGUGAAGGUGAAGACAGUUGAUGGGUUCCAGGGUGGGGAAGAGGACAUAAUUAUCAUGUCCACUGUGCGAUCCAAUCAACAUCACUCACUCGGUUUUAUAUCGAAUCCACAAAGAGUAAAUGUUGCUCUUACUAGGGCUCGGCACUGCCUUUGGAUUUUGGGAAAUGAAAGAACUCUUUGUGGUAGCGAAUCUGUUUGGGAGGAUUUGGUCCUUGAUGCCAAGAAUCGGCGGUGUUUCUUUAAAGCUGAUGAAGACAAGGAUAUGGCCAAGGCUAUAUUAAAGGCAAAGAAAGAGUUAGACCAGUUUGAUGAUUUGCUUAAUGCUAACAGCGGACUUUUCAGAAGUUCUAGAUGGAAGGUGCUUUUCAGUGAUAAUUUUCUGAAGUCAUUCAGAAAGCUUAGGUCGAUUCAGUUGAAGAAGUCCGUGCUAAAUCUUCUACUGAAGCUUUCCUGUGGAUGGAGACCUAAAAAGGAAUAUAUUCCGACUAGUUCUGGCUCAUCAAUCUUGAGGCAAUAUAAAGUUAGAGGUCUAUAUAUUGUUUGCACAAUUGACAUUGCAAAGGAGUUGAAAUACAUUCAAGUGUUGAAGAUUUGGAACAUAUUGCCUCUAGAGGGCAUCCCAAAAUUGAUAAAUCGUUUGGAUAGUAUUUUCAAGAGAUAUACAGAUGAUUUUAUCAAUCGCUGCAAUGAGAAAUGUCUUGAGGGUGAUUUGGAAGUUCCGAAGUGCUGGCCGACGUCUUUGGAUGUGCCUCGGUUUAAAGAUCUUAGUGCCACUGAAACCGAUAGUGAUUUUGUUGGUGAUGCUUCUGAUGGUAGAAGUUAUGUUGAGAAUUCACAGGUCAGCGAGAGUUUGUUGCUCAUGAAGUUUUAUGCCUUGUCAUCUGGUGUAGUGAAUCACUUGCUGUCUGACCGUGAGGGUAAAGAGUUGGAUCUUCCAUUUGAAGUAACUGACCAGGAAAUGGAGAUUAUUCUUUAUCAUAAGAGUACCUUUAUAGUUGGACGGUCAGGAACGGGGAAGACAACAGUUUUAACCAUGAAAUUAUUUCAAAAUGAACAAUGUUACCAUUUGGCAGAGCAAGGAUGCGUUAGUAGUCCAAAUAGCAUGGUUGAGCCGAGUUCUUCGGCUAUUCGGGGGAGAAAUCUACACCAACUUUUUGUUACCGUGAGUCCUAAGCUAUGUUUUGCCAUAAAACAACAUGUUGUACACUUGAAAAGAUUUGCAUGUGGUGGAAGUGAUUCGACUAAGAAAUUUUUGAUUGAUAUGGCUGAUUUUGAUGAGGAGGAAUUUCAAUUCAAGGAUAUCAAGGAUUCAUUUCAGGAUAUUCCCCCCGAUUCUUACCCUCUUGUAAUAACAUUUCAUAAGUUCUUGAUGAUGCUUGAUGGAACACUGACUAACUCAUACUUUGAAAGAUUCCCUGAAGCAACAACACUCCCUCAUGGUCAUUUGAGAAGCUCAAGAUCAGUUGCAUUGCAGACCAUCUGGACAAAGGAGGUUGAUUAUGAGAGGUUCAGUUCAUCUUACUGGCCCCAUUUUAAUAAGCAGUUAACAAAGAAGCUUGAUGCUUCAAGAGUCUUUACCGAGAUUAUAUCCCAUAUUAAAGGUGGUUUAGGAGCCAUAGAAGCAGGUGAUGGCAGACUCAGUAGGGAGGAUUAUGUUCAACUGUCAGAGGGCCGGGUUUCCAAUUUAAGCAGGCAAAAGAGAGAAGUAAUAUACGAAAUAUGUCAGGCUUAUGAAAAAAUGAAGUCGGAAAAAGGUGAAUUUGAUUUGGCUGAUUUUGUCAUUGAUCUACACCGUCGGAUCAGGCAUGAAAAAUUUGUAGGCGAUCAAAUGGAUUUUGUUUAUAUUGAUGAAGUUCAAGAUCUCACCAUGAGCCAAAUUGCUCUGUUUAAGCAUAUGUGCAACAAUGUCGAAGAGGGUUUUGUUUUUUCUGGUGAUACGGCACAGACCAUUGCCAGGGGAAUUGAUUUUAGGUUUGAAGAUAUGCGACAUUUGUUCCACGAGAAGUUUUUAUUGGAAUCAAGAGGUAAUAAGCAGGAAAGAAAAGAAAAGGGACAAAUCUCAGAAAUAUUUCACUUGACUCAAAACUUCCGUACGCAUGCUGGCGUUCUGAAAUUAUCACAGAGCAUUGUUGAACUACUUUAUCAUUUUUUCCCUCAAUCUAUUGAUGUUUUGAAACCUGAAACCAGUCUAAUAUAUGGGGAAGCUCCAGUACUGCUUGAAUCCAGAGAUGAAAAUGCAAUCAUAAAAAUUUUUGGAAAUAGUGGAACUGAUAAUUCUAACAUAGUUGGCUUCGGAGCAGAGCAAGUUAUUUUGGUGCGUGAUGUUGGUGCUCAAAAAGAAAUUUUCAAAAUCGUUGGGAAGCAGGCUCUUGUCCUGACCAUAGUGGAAUGCAAGGGGCUUGAAUUCCAGGAUGUACUCUUGUACAACUUUUUUGGAUCAUCGCCACUAAAACAGCAAUGGAGGGUGAUAUAUGAUUACAUGAAGAAGAAAGAUCUACUUGAUUCAACAUUGCCUCGACCUCCAAGUUUCCGUGAAGGGCACAACAUCCUAUGCUCUGAACUGAAGCAAUUAUAUGUUGCUGUUACUCGGACAAGACAAAGAUUAUGGUUUUGCGAGAAUGGAGAAGAGUUCUCCAAGCCCAUGUUUGACUAUUGGAAGAAGAAAUGUCUUGUACAGGUUAGACAACUGGACGAUUCCCUUGCGCAGGCAAUGCAAGUUGCUAGUAGUCCUGAGGAGUGGAAAUCACGAGGCAUUAAGCUCUAUCAUGAACAUAACUACGAAAUGGCCACAAUGUGCUUUGAAAGAGCUGGUGAUACUUAUUGGGAAAGGAGGUCCAAAGCUGCUGGCCUUAAAGCUAACGCCGAUCGAAUGCGUACUUCAAAUCCUGCGGAGGUCAAGACCAUUCUUAAGGAAGCUGCUGAUAUAUUUGAUGCUAUAGGCAAGGCAGAUUCCGCAGCUAGAUGUUUUUCCGAUUUGGGAGAGUAUGAAAGAGCAGGUAUGACUCUUUAAUAACUGUUAAUUUUAGCUUUCCAGUUUUUAUAUGGGGCAUUUUGAUCCAAGUUCAAAAAAUUCCACUGUUUUCAAAUCAAGUCCAGUUUUAUUUGAUUUUUUAUUAUGUCUAUUUUUCCCCUUAGAGUAAAAAUAACAAUAUAUUCAUAUUUACUAAAUUUUAAUAUUUGAAUGCUUUAUCUACCCACUUUCAAAUAAAAGAAAACAUUUAAAAAUUCAUAUAUAAUAAAUAUGAUAAGUUCAUCAAAAACUAAAUAAUUGUGAAGGGUAAAAACCUGUGAUGUUAUUACUAUAAUUAAUCUGUAAUAGAGGUAGAUUAUAAAGAACAAAAACAUGUGAGGUAGACUAUGAACAAAUACCUAUGGUACAGGUAGAUAAACAAAAAUAUUAUCUACUUCCAGAUAUAUCUACUAUAUACGAAGACAAAUACUUUAUACCUGUGAACAAAAACCUAUAGUAUAUGUGGAUUAACAAUUAAUCUAAGAUAGAUUAUAAAAAAGAAUGUGAUAGAAGUAGAUAAAACACCAUUAAUAUAUAAUAGAGGUAAUGUAUAUGUAUAUAUAUAAGGUAGAUAAAUAGAAAAAUCUAUGAUACAGGUAGAUAAACACCAAUGAAAUCAAGUGUGGCAUCCAGAUAACUUUCCCACACCACACCUUGCCUAUGAGUCGCAAUCCCUUUAACCAUACUAAAACGGACAUGAGGACUGAAAUGCAAUUGAGUUUCCCUGAAUAAUAGCCGAAGCGCAGCCACCUGCAACUCAUGGAACAACAGGUUGCCAUCUUUGCUGCAAUAACUUUUGUAAAGGGGAAGGGAUGAUACUCCCACUUGAUGCCCAGCAACAGUCGCCAUAAACCUAUAAUUCUUACGGGAGAGUUGAAGUUAUCAUAUAAUGGAUUUGUUUAAAUCCUACCAUUAAGGAAUUCGUUCAACUAUUAAUCCCAUGAGGGAUUAUGUGCAUUUACAUAUUUAUAACAAUUUAUAAUUUUAGGGAUAUAUUGGUAUGAAAAUAAAAAUAUGUUGAUGUGCAAUCCUAGUCAUUGGAUCUAUUUCAUACAACUGGAUUAUUCCUAACAGUGCCUCACAAAAUUGGAUCUAUAUCAAUUUUUCCUAUUUUGGGUUUACUAUUUGUUGGACGUGAAUCUUCGUAUUUAUUGCUUGACUUAAUAUAUACUGGAUGCUCAUCUUUCUUCAAGUGCCGAUCGGUAUGUGUGGGAAGAAAUGUUGGUUGAUGAUCUGAUAAAGUGUUCAGCAAGUGGAAUACCUGAAAAUCAAGUUUCCAUGGACUCGUUGAUUUACUUCUGGAAUUUUUGGAAGGAUAAAAUUGCUCACAUAUUUGAAUAUCUCAGAUGCCUUGAAACCCAGGAAGUUAGUAAAUACAAAAGUUAUGGAGAGUUUUGCUUGAAUUACUUAGGAGUUUGGACAAUGGAUCUUAAUCAGAGUCCAGUUUAUGGUUUACUGAUUCCUGAUGCUGAUUGGGUUCGUGGUUUGAACAAAAGAUAUUUUGGAAAUCAAGGGAAAUUGAUCUCCGUUGAUGCUCGCCAGCUUGCUUCAGCCGCUAGAAAUUAUUGGAGUUCAAAAUUGCUCUCUGUUGGCAUGAAGGUUUUGGACAAGCUGAAAGUGCUCUACAAGUUUCCCGUCAAUAAUGCUGAGUCAGUGUUCUGUCAAAGCAGGUGCGUUACCUAUAUCUAUGAUGUCUCGGUGUAUCUUUUGCAAUCAAAAUGUUUGAACUUAAAUGAUGCCAAGAGAUUGCACAAAUUUAUAACAUUUUCGAUCGAAAUUAUUGUUCCUUUGGUAUUUCCUUUGGAUUGGAGGAAUUCAUUGAGGGAGAAUAUGAUUUCUCUUCGAAGAACUGAUGCUUCAAAGAAUAUGCUGAAACAAGUAAUUCAGGAGUUAACCAGAUCGAAGAAUGAGUUAUCUUUUGGGAAAAUUGGGAAACUUGUAAUGGUCAUUCUGGGGACUGGUAAGCUUACUAAUGAGCUGUAUGAGAAGCUUGUGAGAAAACUUAGCUGCAACCUGCCAUGGCAGGCUUUCAUCAAGAAUCUCUAUGGGAAUAUUGAACGUGGAAACACCGGUCAAGAACCGAAAGAGGUGUAUGUAAUGUUGAGGUUCCAUGAAGCUUUAGCUGAAACUUAUUAUGUGAACUGGAGGGCUGUGAAGGAUUAUGUAACACCUGGUUGCUUUUUAUACCUUGUAGAGCGCCUUCUGCUAUGGGCAACUUGCUUUCGGGGUUAUGCUAUCACUACAAGUUCUUGUUUUACCGAGUGGCUUAUAUACCAAGGGGAAGAUACCAGCUUAAGUUUGAGGGGGGCUGAUGUUCGACCAUCUUUGGAUGGCAUCUGUUGUUUUGUGAUUGAUGUGGCUCGGGAGUGCAUUUUCAAUAAGGGGGAUAUGGUUGAAUGGAUUACAAAGUCCAUCGAAGAUUGGAAGAACUGCUAUUCACUACUCAUGUUGAGAUUGGUCGUCUUGUUAUGCUUGGUUUAUGUGAAUCGUGGUAGUGGUCUAAAUUUACUCCGUGAGUUGGUGGAGAGGGAAGAUAUCACUGAACUGCUGCCGCUGGAGUUUUAUGACACCCUCAAAAGCAGGAGCCGCCGCAAAUCUGUUUGGUUAGAUGUGAAUGUGCUCGCGGCAGCUCUUAAGAAGGUCGGUAACACGUUAGUAAUAGCAAGUUUUGGGACCAAUUCGGGGUUGUUGUGUUCAGAUGCUGUCUUUGUUGACAUGAAGGCCAACCAGUCUAGGGAUGACAUAUUGAGAAAAUUGUUUCCUAAACCACCGGUCCUAAAAGCUUUGCAAGCUGGAUCUUGCAGUCGUGUGCUUUGUGCAACCAAUUCUGAGGAGGGGAAGACUGGCGCUGCAUUAGAUAAGCCACGCGACACUGGGGAAAGUCGCACUAUAUUGUGAAUCCAACAAGUCUCCAAAGUCUCCGCAAACUGAUGUUGCUUCUGUACCGAGUGCGACCAGGGACGGUCAAACUAUAGGCGAGGAGAAUCGCAUAUGGGAUGAGUCAAAUAUGUUGGCUGAUGCGGCUUCUGCUUCCCAAUGCACCGGAAACAAGGGGAAGACAGAACAAGAACAAGAUGGGCGGAAAGUAGCCCUUUAGACAUUAUAUAUAUGCAAUGUGAAUUUUGUUUUGGUGUGCAAGAACUUGAUGGCUCCUUUUAUGAUUAUUGUUUUUAACAUUUCAUUACAUGUUGCGAUGUUAGCUUUGACUAGAUAGAGUUGGUUGAAAAUGAAGACUCUAAUCACUAGGGCAAUCUGCUACUUUCAAAUAUUACAAUCCAAAACUUUCAAAUAUUCUCCA
Malus domestica (apple) is the source of this 8917-nucleotide messenger RNA. Lineage: Eukaryota; Viridiplantae; Streptophyta; Magnoliopsida; Rosales; Rosaceae. The record is from RefSeq and is a predicted model, not a curated record.